Messenger RNA from Drosophila kikkawai, 2871 nucleotides. RefSeq names its product secretory 5 (gene Sec5). Gene Ontology annotation, cellular component: exocyst. Gene Ontology annotation, biological process: exocytosis; Golgi to plasma membrane transport. NCBI's taxonomy places the organism in Eukaryota, Metazoa, Arthropoda, Insecta, Diptera, Drosophilidae. The record is from RefSeq and is a predicted model, not a curated record.
UCGUAAAGUUUAUUUCGCUUUGCCGAAUUUCGAGCAACUUUUACGCGUUAAAAAUAGCUCGCCAUGGCCCCACAGCCGGUGGUAACGGGACUGUCCCCCAAGGAGGGUCCACCUGGCACCCGUGUCAUCAUACGCGGCGAGUUCCUGGGCACCCGAGUGCAGGAUUUAAUUGGCCUGAAGAUCUGCGGCUCCGACUGCCUGCUGUCCGCGGAGUGGAAGUCACCCAACAAGAUCAUAGCACGCACGGGUCCAGCGAAGGGCAAGGGCGACAUCAUAGUGACCACUUUGAGUGGCGGUGUGGGCACUUCCACAGUGCAGUUCCGCGCCUAUCAUGAGACCAUCGGUCCGCUGAAGGAGUCGGCUGUGUGGAUCGAGGAGUCGCCAUCGCAAAACUUUGCCUGGGGGCGGCGCACCUUGGCCCAAUCGGGUCUGACCCAGGAGGAUCCACUGGGCCUGUCCAUUGAGGGCAAUGAGCAAAAGAUACCAGAGGACUUGCGGGAUCUGUUCCCCGACGCCUGCGGCGAUCUGUCGCAGGAGCAUUUUUCACCGUCCUGGUUCCUGCUAGAGAAUCAUCUGGCCACCUCGUUCGAGGACCUCAAGGCGGGUCUGGCCUAUCUAAAGCGCAAGGUGGAAAGCCAGAAGGAGGGACAGCUGUCGUUUCUGAAGUCUAAUGCGGGAUCCGUCAUUGAUCAGCUGGACACGCUGAUGAACAUCAGGGACAAGCUGCAGGAGGACGUCAAGCUGCACGGGAACGAGCAACUGAACAUUCUAGAGGCGUCCAUAGAGAACUCCAUCAGCGAGUCCCAAAAGAUUUUUACGGAUGUGCUGGUGCGCAAGGAGAAGGCCGACUCCACACGCUCUGUUUUGUUUGCUUUGUCGCGUCACAAGUUCCUCUUCUGCCUGCCCAACUCUGUGGAUAGGCGGGCCAAGUCAGGCGACUAUGACAUUGUGGUCAACGACUAUUCCCGCGCCAAGAAUCUCUUUGGCAAGACGGAAAUACCCAUAUUCCGCAAGGUGCUCGAGGAGGUGGACCACCGCAUACUCUCCAUACGCAAGCAGCUGCACGAGAAGGUGGUAAAGAUGCCUCAGAGCGUGGAGCAGCAGAAGAAGUUGAUCAAGGCUUUGACCAGCCUGGAGCUGCAGCAGAGUGGCACGCCCAUUGGCGAUAAGCUGCGGAACAUUGAUCCUGCGUGGGAUGCCAUCGAGGCCAGGGCCAAGUAUCUGGAGUCCACCUUCCGCCAGACAUUCGAGCAGCAUGCCAGCAAGGAUUCACCGGGUGCCCAGGAGAAGUCCAAGAGCAGGGAUCCCAGCCAGACGCCCAGUCGGGUGAACUUCUGCGAGGAGCUGUGCGACAUUGCCGCCUCCCAGCUGCCGGACUUGUGGCGCCUGGGUCAGCUGUACUUCACUGGAGAGCUGCGCGGUCCCCAUGAUCCCAAGCCCGGCGACUUUAAGCGCAUGGUGCUGACUGCCAUUGAGAAGUUUUGUGUCUACUUGCGGCUGGCCAUCCUUAUUGCUGCGGAUCAGCGGGCCCUGCGCCAGACCAGCGGGCUCUCCUGGCCCAUUGGCUCUGCCUCGGCCACGCAUCAGUUCUUGCCCUGGAUUCCGCAGUGUCUGCGCUACACAAGGAUCGCCUAUGCCUCGCUCAUCAGCCUGGACCUGCCCUCGGAGGCACUGGACAUCAUACAGAAGCUUAUCGAUGAGGUGCGUCUAUUUUGCUUCUCAAUCAUCUUCAAGCGGGCCACGGAUCGCUGCAAGAAGCUGGGCACACAUGAGACCUGGGAGCUCGGAGUGGAGGAAUAUCCAGGCGCCACUCUCUUACCGGCCGCCCUCGAAGCUCUCCUCAUCGAAACACUGGAUGAAGUGCAGACAGUGUGCAUGCAGCCGGAGGCAAGGGAGGGCAAUCUUCUGGAGCCGCAGUCGGAUGGCCAGCGGGAGGUGACCCAACGGCUGCAGGAGUUCCUUUCCGCCUUCAGCGGUGUCAUCGAAGAGCUGGCCUUUCACUCCCACGACGAGGAGACACCCACGCACAAUGUGUCACAGUUGCUGGGAUUCCCGAAUGCCCAGCAGCCAGAUUCGGUGGCUGGAAGUGGAGGAGGAGUAGGAUUAGGUAGUGGCACAGCAGCUGUCACCUGGGAGCAGCGCAUGCUCUGCUGCCUGGCCAACUAUGCGUACUGCAACAAGAGCUUCUUCCAGCAUCUUGGUGAGAUAUUUGUGCGCUACGGCUACCCACUGCCCACGCUGGCCAUCGAAACGGCCAGGUACACGGUGAACCAGCUCUUUACCAAUCUACUGGAGGAGUACGUGGAGCACAAGGGCGACCCGCUGGUGGGCACCAUCGAACCCUCCAUGUACCUGGGUCGCUUCCAAUGGGAUCACGAGAUGGAGAUUGGUCAGCUGCGGCCGUAUGCCCACGAGUGCUGCGAUAAUCUGGUCGGCGUCUACUCGGAGAUCUACAGCAUAUCGCCGGCUUUAUUGCGACCGAUCCUCGAGUCAAUUGUGCAGACCAUAUCCGAGGAGCUGGCCCGCCUGAUGAGCUGUGUCCAGCGGUUCAGUUUUACGGGCGCAAUUCAGGCGCAUGUGGACAUACGCCUGCUGAGGGAUGCCCUGGAGGGAUAUGUCAAUGAAACGGCCAAAAACUAUUUCAUGGAGGCACUGGAGGCCAUCAAUCCCCCCCUGAAUGGCGAGCAGAAGCGCAAGGCGGACGAGAUCCUGGAGCGGGUUAAGCGGAAUAUGCGGCUGCAGUUGCUCUGUUUUGGGGUCAAGGAACCAUAAGGACAUUCCACUGCCAACUUUUAGAUAGAUAGCCUUAACGAUAAUAGCUUGUGAUGACUCCCGAUCUUCUGGGAUAAAGAUAAACCUUUAUUGCAAAAA